Messenger RNA from Entrophospora sp. SA101, 4821 nucleotides. NCBI's taxonomy places the organism in Eukaryota, Fungi, Glomeromycota, Glomeromycetes, Entrophosporales, Entrophosporaceae. The record is from the annotation of a GenBank genome assembly.
AUGCAAUCGUCAAUUCAAAAAGAUAAAAAAACUCAAACACUAAAUAUAAAGCAUGAAUCGGAAGUUACAUCACUUUUUUCAACAUUUAAAACAUAUGAAUUAGUGUAUUACAAAACCGAAAACCUUCAAAACCCAAUUCUUGUCAAAAAUCAAAUUCGAAAAGACAUCAAUUCACCAACCAUACCGUCUAAUUUAUGGUGGUCUUUAACAAUCUCAAAUGGUAUAAUUCUAAAUAAAAGCAAAAGUAAAAACAACGAUAACAACGACUCUGAAAUCGUUGACAUAUUAAUUGCAGUAUCAUGUUUCGAAAGUAAAGAAAUGAUGUCCUCACCAUUAUUGUCAUCGCUACAGACAUUAUCUUCAUCUAAAUCACAGCUAAAGGUGCAUAAAUCUUCGUCACCAACACCAUAUUUUUCACCCGAAUCAGUAAGCGACGUAAAUAAAUUGGAAAAUGGUGAUUUUGGAAUCGUGAUUGAACCAAGAACUUGGGUAUAUUCAACUACUCAAGACAAAAGAAUCAUUACUGAUAUCGAUACUAUUGGUGGAGUGGUAAGAUUUUUAGAUAAUAGUGUUACACAAUACACAGUUCACUCUGACGAGGAUGAAGAUUCCAAUUACAAGUUGGAGUUGGUAUUAGUGAACUCUUUGGGAAUUUGUAAAUCUAAUAUUUAUCCAAAAUCAAAUUAUGUAAUUCCGAAAUCAAUCUUUAAUUUCUACGGCGACACCUAUGAAAAAUCAGUAAAAGAAUUCCUAUUUCCACCAGCUACCUAUCUUAAAAUCAAAAAUUUAUUUCAGGGUAAUCCAUGCACAAGACAUUUGGAAAGUUGCAUCGAAAAAAAUUAUUUUUUUUCGGAAGAUUUUAGAGCUGAAAAAAUUGAUAUUUAUAAUUUGAAAACUGGUGAUCUGGAGCUUUCUUUAUUUAAAAAUGCUACCUCAUCAUCAUUAGCAUCCCCGCCAUCAAUGACGAUGAUACCCAAUUAUUUAACCGGGAAUGAAUCAAAUUUUGCCAUUUCCAAAUAUGAAAGUAUGGUCGCAUAUUGUGGUAGUACAAGCAUCAUUACUUUAUAUUUGAUGGAAAAUGGCCUAGAAAUCAUAACAAAACACUUUCCUCGAAUUUCUAGAAUCUUGUCUUUAACUUUUAUCGAUGAAGACACGAAAUUAUUUAUUGUGGCUCAAGAAGAUUUUUGUGGAGAUGAUUAUUUAGAAAAAUCAAAAAUCAUUACUUCAAUUAUAAUUUGGGAUAUUUUUAAUUCUAAUAAUAGUGGUAACUUGUGUCAAAAACUUGAUGUUACUUCAGAUCCUAACUUUUUAAUCUAUGCUGAUGAUAAAAACUUUUUCACAUCAAGUUCUGGUAAAAUUUAUUCCAUAAAUGCGAAUGGCAAAGCGUUCUCCUUAUUAGACCAUCCUGAUAUUUCUGAUUAUCACGAAAUUUACAAGUUGGAUGGUAGUUUGAUCAGUUUAAAAGAUUGUCAAGACAAGUUGAUUGUCAAUAAUGUUGAACCCUGGAUAAAUUAUAAAAAAUACCAUAGGAUUUCGGUGUUUUUAAAUGAUGACAAAACAACUCAACUCAUUAUUGGAUCAACCACAGUUCAGAUCUGGCAAAAAAAGAUUACAAAGGAAAACCAUACCGUGAAAAGAAUUCUUAAAUAUAUCUGGUCAAAUCCUUCACAUAAAGAGUUCGUUGUAGAAUCAAUCGUAGUUGGAAAAAACAAGUUCCAUUUGAAAUUAUUAGAAUAUUCACACUUUUCAUCAAAUAAUUCUAAUCCAAUUGAUAUUCAUAUCCAUUAUCCAAAAAGCGUUAAUACAAUAAAAGAUGCGUGUGGAACACUUGAAUAUCUCUCUAAUCGUAAGAUUGAAUGUAUUGGUCCAAAAAAUAAUCGAAAAUUUGAGUAUUUAUUAUAUCAUGCUGAGAAAUUAGUCUUUAGAAGUUUUGUAAAGUCUCCAAGUCUCUGGAGAUUAAACGAGGUUCGGUAUGAUAUUAUGGCAAAUUUGAUCAGAAGUAAUAGCACCUCACUGAUUAAAAAAAUCUUGUUUAAAGACAAUGAUGAAAUAUUGGGAGACAAAAAUAAGCAAAAAGCCUUAGAAAAUAAUGAUCAACAUUUACAUAUUCCACGUUUAUACGGGUGGCCAAAGGUAAAAAAAUUAACUGAUUUAGAAGUUGCAAUCGAAUGCGCAUGCACUAAAGGAAAGAAUCAUAGACAUACAAUUAUAAUAGAAUUUUUACUGGAAUAUUAUUCUAAUCAUGCAUUGGUAAAUGUAGGGUGGAUGUUUACAGUAAGUCAAGCGAUUCCAUUAUUAUUAUCUAAAAAAAAUCUAGAAAUGUACCUAAAAGGAUUAUUUUAUAAACCAUGUUUUGGAACAAAAGAGGUUUUGAUUGACCAAUGCUUUGUUGAUUCACAUGAAUUGAGGAAAAGUGAACGUGAAGGUAUUUAUCCUUUAAGUGCAAGACCAAGACUAAUACAAAAACUUCCUACAAAUCCUUCCUUAAUGAAAAGAAUCAGUGAUUUUUCAUUUAAAAGAAAUUAUGAAAUAAAGAACUAUAUGGAAGAUGACAAUGAAUUGGGUCAAUUGACAAGCGUCUUUGUAGUCCCGUUACCGGAUUUUCUUCUAUACCCAAAUGGUAUAAAAGAUAAAAAACUAAAGUCAAACAAAUUGCUAUUAAAAUUAUUAAGACUAAUAAUUUGGCCGCGUCAGUAUAUUAUUUCGAAGGAGGAAGAUCGUAGUGCAUUUUUGCGAGUAAUUAGACAUAAAAGAAAUGAAUUGAUUUAUGAUAAUCCAUCAUUGGAAGCAUGUAUUAAAUACAAAUAUCCUUCGGCAAAAUUGUUUUAUGCUAGACAAUUAAUGCUUUACAUAGCUUUUUCGCUUGCAAUAGGACUUCAUCUUAGUGUGAACACCUUCUCUAAUAAUGGAUUUACAAUUCCUGAUGAUGCAACAGAAUAUGCAAAAAUUUAUCACAACCCAAUAAAAAGCACCUCCAUGUUUCUGAUAGUGAUCUAUUUUAGUUAUUAUUUGUUAGCUAUGGAGUUCAUACAAUUCAAACAAGAGAAACUUCGCAAAUAUGCGAAUUUCCAUAAUAUUACAGAUCUUUUAGCAGUAAUACUUCCGUUCGCUGUUUCAAUGGCAAAUUAUGCAUUUACUAUAUUUUCAUAUCUGAAAUCAAUGGAGUUUAUAAAUCAAGGAAAUUCAAAUUCAAAUGAUCUAAAAAAAUUUCUAGAAGUAAGAUUUGAUUUAAUUCGAAUAAACAAAUAUAUUGUAAUUGGCGAUUCUUUUGUUGUAUUGAUUUUAUGGCUGCAAUCUUAUGUUAAAAUUACUUGUCAAGUUGGUUUCCCACCACAGAUUGGUGGUCGUGCUCGCAGUUAUAAACAUGCAAGUGAUUCUUUUAUCAAAGCAUCAGGUAUUGCUACCGCAAUAACUGACGGCCAUGAUCACAGUUAUAGACAAGCUGUUAGAUCGGGAGAAUCUGAUGAACCUGAUUCUCCUACUACUGCUACUAAUGUCAUUAAAUUUUUUUCAAAUGCGCAUGCUCAAUUUAAUGACCAUUUUUUUCAAAGAGCUCUUGAAGAAAAUGAAAAAAUGCCCAAUGCAAUUUCCACUUCUUAUAUUGAUGAAUUUGAUCAAGAAGAAUUAACAGACGAAGAAUACUUUUUAGGCCUUUCAGUUGCUGACAUAAUAAAUUUAAGUGAUAAAAAAACAUUGGCAGAUGAUGAAAUGGUUGCAAAAUUAAAAAAAGAAGCAAAUUCUAAUCCACCUCCUUGUAUAAAUUCUGCAUACCUUAAAAGAUGGUUCAAUUCAGUAUAUGAAAAUGACAUAGAAAAUUCAUUAAAAAAACUAAAAAAAGACUUUGAUGUAAUUGAUGGAUUUGAUACAAGCGAAUCAGAUCUUAUUAAAGACAUCAUUAGAAUAAAACUUUUGCAAUUGAGAGCAGAUCAUGGCAAAAUCAAUAAGCAUAUAGAUGAAAAUACAUAUACAUCUAUAUUAAUUUCAAUGGAUUUUGAAUUUCUCAGAUUGCAUUUUCCUGGUUUAAUAUCCUCAAGCUGGAAUGAGAAUGAGGUACCUUCUUCAAAGUGGCGUCGUGAGAAAAUAUAUAAUGACAGUGAUGCAAUGGCUCGCAAAGCAGAUGGCAUAUUGUUUAAUUACAAUUGUCGUGAUCAAGAACUUUUCAUUUUUGAAAAUAUUGGCCCUCCAGAAAAAACAAAUAACCCAAAAUAUUUAUCUGACAAGUUGAAGUGUUUUAGAAAUUGUGCCGACUCUAUUUUCAAAACCUUUUAUAAUGGAAAUGGCAAUAUUAAAUAUGCUUCAAAAUUCUAUGUUUUAGCAUAUAUAGUGUAUAAGACAAAAGGAGAGCUGUUCAGAGUAAAUCUGGCAGCUCCAGAAACUUUUGCUGUAGAUAAAAUAAUGGAGAUUGAAUAUCCAUUUGAACAUGUCAACAUCAUUAAUAUAAUAAAAGUUAUAGAGCUUGUAUUCAUGGUAAAGUUCUUAAUCUCUGUAAAAAAUGCUAAAGAUAAUCGAGAAAAAUAUGAAGGAAUAAGUCAAAGAAUAGAAACAACCACAACUUUGGGGGAUUUAGAUUUUACAAUCAAUAUAGAAAAUUACAAGUCAAUUGAAAAUUUAGGCAAUCAAGUACAAGAUUUGAAUGAUACAGUUCGAAAGGAUGAAUUGGAAGCAACUUUAGCAAUCUUGAAUAAAUUACAUUCAUCAGAUAGUAUUAUAAAAUUUCAUGGCACAUCAUGUGUUGGUAGUGAGAGUGUAUUAAUAUUUGAUUGGGCACAUAUGGGAAAUUUAAAAUAUGUAUAUGGAGAAUAUAACAAACAAAUAAACUGA